Molecule: messenger RNA, 1958 nt
Organism: Olea europaea var. sylvestris
Lineage: Eukaryota; Viridiplantae; Streptophyta; Magnoliopsida; Lamiales; Oleaceae
Product: organic cation/carnitine transporter 7-like
Exons: 7
Coding region: 359-1798 (479 amino acids)
Biological process (GO): transmembrane transport
Cellular component (GO): membrane
Molecular function (GO): transmembrane transporter activity
Source: RefSeq, a predicted model, not a curated record
GUGCCGGGGUGGGGCGUGGGGGGGUGUUUGUUUAUUUAUGUUGAAAUUCAGAGAUGAACGACGAAUACUUUUCUAACAGCUGAUCACUGGGACUUCCUUCUUGUUCUUUUUUUCAAAAGAAUUUAGGUCACUUUCUGCUAGUAUUUUCAGGAUUCGUGAUUUUUUGGCGUGUGGGUUCGUUUAUUUAUGUUGAAAUUCAGAGAUGAACAACGAAUACUUAUCUAACAGCUGGUAAUGAAUACUAUUCAAUGAAUUGAUCUUCACCAGUAGCGAAUACUUUUCAAACAACUGGUAUUGGGUACUUUUUAAUGAAUUGAUUCUCACCAAUAGCAGGAACUUUUGGGAGUUGAUUCUGAAGAUGGGUAAUCAGAUCCAUGGAUACACACUGGAUCAAAUACUUUCUACAAUGGGAUUCGGGACUUUCCAGGGUCUUGUCCUGUUUUUUGCUGGGGCUGGUUGGCUUUCAGAAGCGAUGGAAAUGAUGCUUCUCUCCUUCAUAGGACCAGCAGUUAAAUCUGAGUGGACACUUUCUCCCACUGAAGAGAGCCUUCUAACAACUGCUGUUUUUGGUGGAAUGCUUAUCGGUGCAUAUUUCUGGGGCUUCAUAUCGGAUGCCUAUGGGAGAAGGAUUGCAAUGCAAGGUGCGGACCUAGUAACAGCAGCAGCUGGACUGUUAAGUGCUUCAUCCUCUGAUUACAAGUCACUGAUUAUAUAUCGUAGUUUACUAGGAUUUGGUGUCGGUGGUGGACAUGUUUUUACAUCGUGGUUUCUGGAGUUCAUCCCAGCUUCUAGUAGAGGUGCUUGGAUGAUUGGUAUUUCAACUUUCUGGACCAUUGGAACAUUAAUGGGAGCUUCACUUGCAUGGAUUGUCAUGCCUGGCUUGGGUUGGAGGUGGCUACUUGCUUUGUCUUCUAUACCAGCUUUCUUGGUUCUUCUCUUUUCUAUUUUUGCGCCAGAAUCUCCGAGAUACCUAUAUAUGAAAGGCAGAACAAAUGAAGCACUUGGAAUUUUGGAAAAAAUAGCUUUAAUCAACCGAACAGAACUUCCUACUGGAAUUCUUCUCUCUGAUCAAAACACGGAUCUAGAUGAAGAAAAUGCUUCAUCAGAUGAAACUACUCUUCUUUCCUCAACUGGGAAAAAGAAAAGUUAUUCUGAAACAUUCUUCAAAUCUGUUCUCGAACUCUUUUCAAAAAAUUUAUUGGGGACUACUCUUCUCUUGUGGCUUACGCAUUUUGGAUAUACAUUUGCAUACUAUGGACUUGUAUUGUUGAUCACUGAGUUUAACAGUGCGCAAAGAGAAUGUGGCUCAACGACUAUCCAGUCCAAAAAAGUCCAGGAUGCUAGCCUCUAUAUUGACGCAUUUAUUAAUAGUUCAGCAGAACUUCCUGGGCUUGUUGUAGGAGCAGUUCUUGUGGAUCGGUUAGGUCGCAAGCUUACAAUGGAAAUUCUCACCGUGCUAACUUUCAUCCUUAUGCUACCACUUAUUUCGCAUCAAAACCAGUUAGUGACUACAGCUUUGUUAUUUGGUGCUCGCAUGUUCAUUUCCACAGCAUUUACAAUCUUAGUUGUCUAUGCAAAGGAGGUAUAUCCAACUUCUGUAAGGGGCACUGGUGGAGGACUUGCAACUUCCAUGGGAAGAAUUGGUGGGAUGGUAUGCCCUCUGGUAGCAGUAGCACUCACUAGCGGCUGCCAUCAAACAGUUGCGAUUAUUCUGUUUGAAAUCGUAGUACUUGUUUCCGGAAUUUCCAUCCUGCUCUUCCCAUUCGAAACCAUGGGAAGAGACUUAUCAGACAUGUAAAUACGGAAUAGAAAUAAAGUGCUUUAGAGGCGAUGAGAAGACGUAAUCACAGGAAUAAACGUUCUUCCCUGUCUUUAUUUCGUGCUGAAUUUUCUUAUCUGUGAACUACCUGUAUAAUAUUAUAUUAUUAAAUGUAAAUAAAUGAAAAUUCUCUUCAGAA